UCAUUGCAUGUGUUUACAUCAACAACGGUUAGACGAAGAAAUACGUCUGUCUGAAGCUGUGGAAAUAUUUUAUUACAACAGACUUAAAACUAGACCACACAGGUGUUCGUUUUUGUCAAGAGAGCGUGUAUUAAACACACACUAUGGAAGUGAGUAAAACUGAACAACAAUGUGACUACUGUGACACAAAGAAGAUUGAAGCGCCACAAUCACUGAAUGAUCUGAUCAGUGAACUACACAAAGUGUUUGAGGCUGACAAGGUCAACGUUGACUACGUAAAAGAAUUAAUGACUUCGUACAAGAGCAAUCGUGAUGAUUGGAAAAAAUUUGCCAAGUUUGAUCUUCACAGAUACACACGAAACUUGGUGGAUGAGGGGAAUGGAAAAUUUAAUCUCAUGAUACUAUGUUGGAAUGAGUCGCAAGGAAGCAGCAUUCACUCACAUGCCAACUCCCAUUGUUUCAUGAAGAUCCUUGAUGGUGGUGUACAGGAGCAGCUGUUUAAGUGGCCAGAGUCCGAGGACGAAAAAGAAAUGACCUGUAUAGAAACGACAAGAUUCAAUAAAAACGAAACAGCCUAUAUCUGUGAUGAACUUGGGCUGCACCGUGUGGAGAACCCAAGCCACUCUGACAAAGCUGUGUCUCUGCACCUAUACAGCCCACCAUUUGAUGAGUGUCAGUGUUUCGACCAGAGGAAUGGACAUUGUACACGGGCUAAGGUCACCUUCUGGAGCAAGUUUGGAAAGCGUACCCCCUAUGAAUGUACACAGGCGAAAUCUGCUGAAAAUAAUUAAAGAUGAAGAAAACGAGAAUCUCUACAACUAGGAUGUGUGAGGCCCUAGAGGAUGGAUACAAUAGACCAGUGGAGAGCCCCGAGGAACUGUACUUGCUCUUACAUAUUUACAUCUUGUUGGCAUCACAUUUUGCCUGUGUUGUUUCACAUGUCAAAUUCCCAUUUCACAUGUUUUAAUUCAUGUGCUGGAUUCCCAUCUCACAUGUUUUAAUUCAUGUGAUAGAUUUUUUUCCAAGAGAUUGUAAUAUUUUGAGUUACCUUGCCUUCUCAUGAUCAUGAAAAUAGUCAUUAAAUUUUGGUAUGUGUUUUCCAUGUAUAAAUUCAAUUUAGAAUAAAAAUGAAGGAUUUCAUGUGUAAAAAUAGAAUCAUGUGUGGAAAUGAAGGGUUAUAUGUGAGAAAAUGAAGGGUUUUAUGUGUGAAAAUGGAGGGUUUUAUGUGUGAAAAUGAAAGAGUUCAUGUAAGAAAAUAAAGAGUUUCAUGUGAGAAAAUGGAAAGAUUCAUUGUGAAAAUAAAGAGUUUCAUUGUGAAAAUAAAGAGUUUCAUUGUGAAAAUAAAGAGUUUCAUUGUGAAAAUAAAGAGUUUCAUUGUGAAAAUAAAGUGUUUCAUUGUGAAAAUAAAGUGUUUCAUUGUGAAAAUGGAGGGUUUCAUGUGAGGAUAUCCCUGUAUACAUUAUAUCUAACUUGAAAUUCGAAAGUUUUGAAAUUGGCCAAUAACAUUUCUCAGCAUUUAAAAAGAAACCAAAUAGUUACAAGCUGAUAGUUGAAACAUUGGGAACUUUUAAAAUCUUUUAUUGAAUAAAUGAUGCAUUCCUCUUGUCAACAUCUGAAAAAUUUAAAUGCUCAAAAUUUGAUUUAAGAUUUUCUUCAAAUAAUGAAUAUGGCUCUCUCAUAGAAUUUCAGAAAAUCAAUUGACAGCUAUAAACACUUUGAGUUUUUGAUAUAAGUUUGUAACACAAUCAUAAGAUAGAGACAUGUUUUGAUUUCUGAAGCCUAUGGAAGGUGAAUUAGCUUGUUCAUCAGUUACAAUUCUAUUUUUUCUCUAAUUAUGUUCCUACUUCACAUAAAUAUAUAUAACAUAUGUAAUGAUGUCAGGAAGGAUUACAGUGUAUCUAGGUAGAAAGGAAGUAGAUUCCGGUGACAGCUGUUUGUCGGUGGAUGGAGGAAGUCUGUGUGAUAAAAAUGGGAUCAUUGUGAGUGUACAUGUAUGUAUGUGAUUGAUAUUGUCAGUUGUCUUUCAUAUUGUCUUUCAUAAACAUCAGGGUUACAAUAUUUCCACUCUUUUUCAAAUAUUGUUUUUUUUUCCAAUUUAUAAAGAAAUAUUCUAAAUUGAAAGCUUGUUUCAGAAUAGAAAGUGAUUUUGCUAUUUAAUGCUGCCUGCACCAGAUCAGAUUAUCUGAUUGCUUAUAGUAUCAUUUUGGCAAGGAAGAAUACACACUAUAUAAAAACUGGUAUAACAAUACAUUGCUUUACAGUUUGAAGCUAACAAUGUAACAAAAUCUCAGACUGAGAAGAUUAAAUAAAUAAAUAAAUAAAAAAUUAAAUUAAAAAAAAAAAUUAAUAAAAAUAUAAAAAAAUAAAUUGUAAAUAUGUGUAUCGUAGCUUAACUACAGGUUUUGUAUUCUGUGCAGGCAGGGUUUUACAGAUGUCAAAUUUUGCUAUUUUGUGCCCUGAAGUUUUUGCUUUGUGUGAACCUAUUUUGUAACCGUGGCUGUGGAUUUUAAAAUGAAUGUAACAGGUGUCCAAGAUAAUCAGAGAAAACAGACAUGGCUAUGGUUGAGGUUUUUAAUGGUGAUAAAUACGAUAACUCUAGUUACAACAAUUGAAGGUCUAAAACCAGGCAUUAACUACUCAAGGGAGCUUACUCUAUAGUUACAAGUUCAAAGGCUUAGAAUUUUAUAGUUACUUAAGGCAGGUAACUCUUGAAUUACAUCUGUAAUGUUUAAGGAUAUAUAGGUAACUUCUGACAAUAAUUCUCCAGUUACACAUGUUACAUUUCAAAAUAUAGCUAUUCAAGGGAGGUAACUCUCAAGUUACGCAUCUGAUAUGGAUGUUUAUCUAACCAAGGGAGGUAACUUUCUAGUUACACAUCUGAUAUGGAUGUUUAGUUAACCAAGGGGGGUAACUAUCAAGUUACACAUUUAAAAUGGGAGUUGAGCUAACAAAGGGAGGUAACUCUCUAGUUACAAGUCUAUUGUUCAAGAAUCUAGCUGUUCAAGGGAAGUAACUUUCUGGGUACAUGUCUUAUGUUUUAAGGUGUAUAUUUCCUUAAGGGAGGUAACUCAUCAGUAAUUUCUUCAAAAUUUGCCAACUUCUCUUCCUUGCAAAAUUUAAUAUCUUUUUAUGGCAUAUUACUAUUAUUAGAAAGUAAAUAUUGAUUUUAGUAAUGCAGAAUAUAGUGUUGUAGUUACACUUACUUUGUUAUUCAUUACUAAGAUUGUUGGUGCAUACAAACUUUGUUUUAAAAGCCAGGUUGAUCAUAUUUCACAAUGCAAAAUAUGUGGUGUGGUGGAAUUAUUUGUUAAUCAUUCCGCAUUUUGAUGCCUAUUUUCUGUAUAAUUUUUAACUGUCAAGAAUGUUCUGGUUACUUAAUACUAAAUAAAUCUUAUAAUUGUGAUUGACAGGAAAUCUAUUUUCAAUUAACUUUAUCACAUCACUACCAUGUUAUUGUAAUUACAUCCAUUGUUGUAUAACACACAUGUCAUAUGACCUAACAGAGAUUUGAUUGGCUGAUGGUUUCCUUUGUGAUGUCAUGACAUCAUUUACAUAUAAAGGUUGUUAAUAUCCUCAUGCUUGAUUUUGUAUCAAUCUUACAGCAUGCUGUUUUCACAAAUUUCCAAAAAAUCAAAUAAGAGUUCCAUGAUACACAGAAUCUUACACAUUCAUUUACACAUUUAUUGUGAAAUCUAUGAAACCAAGCAUAAUUUUUUUCAUUUUUUCUCAUCAGAGGCUUGUUAAAAUGAAAAAUUUCAUAAGUCUCUUAUAAAUAGUUACUCAUGUCAGAUUCUUGAUACAGGUUUAGAUUUGGUUUAAUUUGUUAUUUAUUUGUUGUUUCAACCCUUUGUUCAUGUAACGGUUGUUUGAUCAAUAAAUACAGUGUAAAUGACAACCACAUGUCAAUGAUGCAGCUUUUGGUGCAAGCAUUCCUUAAGCUUCAAAUUGAAUCACAUGAUCAUAAUCUAUCAUGUGACUUUAAGUCAAUGUCCUUGAUGGUGAAAAAAAUGCAAGAGAUUCAGCUCAUUAUGAUCCUGAAGGAGAAAAAAAAACGUCUAUCUUUAAAUAUACAUUGAAUUCGGCAAAAUCGUGAUAAAUUAUUUAGCGGUAUCAUUAUUAAUACUUGCUAAAUCAAAUAAUGGUAAAGUAAAAAAUAAAAAAAACGGUAAAGUAGAUUUUUUUUAAUGUAUAUUUUAUGAAUAUUAAAAACUAUAUUUUAUGCUAAAUUGGUCUGAAAACAGAUAAUUGUUCAGGUCCGCAUGAGCCAAGAGAUCAGUAUUGGCAUAUAAAGAACAUGUACCGCAUAUGUUUUUUUUUGUCAGUUGUAUAAUUUGUUACUGUAUGUGUGACAUACAGCUUGUUAUGUUUGUAAAUGAGGCUGAAUAUUAUCAAAAUAUAUUUGUUAUAAUGUAUUUUAUGAGUGAAAAAAAAAGUGCUAUUUCUUGAUAUGAAAGAUAUACUAAUUCAGAAUCCCUCCAACAUGCUCAUAUAAAAUUCGUAAAGAGGAGGUUGGAUUUCGUAAAAUAUCCUUUUCUUGCCGUACUCUGUAAUACGAAAUGGUGACUAACUUUUGGGGUUUAAACCUUUAACGUUAUUCUUUUAAUUUUAAUUUUUAUUUCUGUGGUUUGUUUGUCACCAAAAAAAUGACAAAAUCUACACAAAAAAUAUUUCAUGUUAUAUCUGAAAGGUUAGUUAUUUUUGGUAGUAGUGUCAUAAUACUUGGUGUUAUUGUUUUGCUACCACAGCAGAUUUCACCUUUAUUAGCCUCUAUCUUCUACAUGAUUGUUUAAUAUCAUUUUCUUAACCUAAACUCCUCUUAAUAUCAUGCCAAUUUCCCAAACUACAUCAGUAUCGCAUAAAAAUAAUUUGUUCGAAGAAAAAAUCAAAAUACACUACUUUAUUUACAGUAGUUGCUUGAAGGCCCAUAUACUUAAAUAUUUAUCAAGCUGUAUUUUAAAUAACUAAUAUGGGACAAGCUUUAAUUGAUUUCAGUGUCAUGUUCAGAUGAUGUUUUUGAUGGAAUACCUGUCCCCGUAACGAGGACACAGAUGUCACUCCUCAGAAAUUUGUGAUACAUCAUGUUUUAGCUGAUUCAGGUUGUUGAAUCAUCACUUCUCACUUCAUGUCUCCUCAUACACCUAGCAUGCAUGCCAGAAAUACUGUAGAAUAUUUGUAUACACUUGUUUAUUGCUUGCCAGGUACAUUUCUUCUUGUUACAGCGAACAGAACCUCAUCAAAUUAAGAAAUGUAAAAACUAGUAAUCAGAUUAAGAAUUUGUUUGUCAACAGGCUGUGUUCCAAUGCAUAAUUUGUUCAUUUGAUGAUUUUUGUUCAAUGAUGUUAAAUGUCAGAAAUAAAAUUGGGUGCACUG
This is a messenger RNA of Ylistrum balloti, 5370 nucleotides long. RefSeq names its product cysteine dioxygenase type 1-like. The coding region runs from base 144 to 791 and encodes 215 amino acids. Gene Ontology annotation, biological process: L-cysteine catabolic process. NCBI's taxonomy places the organism in Eukaryota, Metazoa, Mollusca, Bivalvia, Pectinida, Pectinidae. The transcript is spliced from 5 exons. Gene Ontology annotation, molecular function: cysteine dioxygenase activity; ferrous iron binding. The record is from RefSeq and is a predicted model, not a curated record.